AUGGAGGAAAAGGUCCAAAGUGUGUUGAAGCUGAUAGAAGAAGAUGGAGAUUCAUUCGCGAGGAGGGCUGAAAUGUAUUAUAAAAAGAGACCAGAGCUGAUAAACUUCGUGGAGGAAUCUUAUAGAGCUUAUAGAGCAUUGGCUGAACGCUAUGAUCACAUUUCAACUGAGCUGCAGAAUGCAAACAACACAAUUGCUUCGGUUUUUCCAGAGCAAGUUCAGUUUUCCAUGGACGAGGAAGACGAAGAAGCCAUGCCUAAAUUCACUAAGAAGCUACCUGAGAUCUCCAAAGGAAACAUCCCAAAAGUACCCAAGGCCCCCAUUGAUUUAAAGACUGUCAUAACAACAGCAACAAAGAAGUUGAAGUCCAAAAAGAAUGCAAAAAUGGCAGCCGCAGCUUCGUCGGUUGCCAAAUCUGGUUUGAGCAAACAAGAGGCACUCAAUGAGAUUGACAAGCUGCAGAAACAGAUUUUGGCACUGCAAACUGAGAAGGAGUUCAUGAAGAGCUCUUAUGAAAGCACACAUGCAAGGUAUUGGGAGAUUGAGAAUCAGAUCAAGGAGAUGCAAGACAGAGUUUUCAACUUGCAAGAUGAGUAUGGUGAAGGAAUGGUUAUUGAAGACGACGAAGCUCGUAAUUUGAUGGCAAAAGCGGCUUUAAAAUCCUGCCAGGAAUCAUUGGCUCAGUUGCAGGAGAAACAGGAGAGAUCAAUUGAGGAAGCAAGAAUAGAGUCUACAAGGAUUAGAGAAGUAAGAGAGAGAUUAGAUUCUCUCAAAGGUGAGCUUCAAGGCAAAGAAACGAGCCAGGAUAAGUCGCUUGCAAAGAACGAACCUGUAAAGAAAGAACAAGUACCUGGCCAAUUGAAUAAAGAAGUUGAUAGUGCAACAGAAGAGAAACAGAGAGCAGAGGAAUUGCGCCAACAAAUCAAGGAGCAGUUGGAGGCUAGAACAUGUCUUACCAUGUCAGAAAUGGCUGAGAAGAUUGAUGAGCUUGUGAACAAGGUGAUCAGCUUAGAAACCGCACUGUCUUCGCAGACCGCUCUUGUCAAGCAGUUAAGAUCAGAAACCGACGAACUCCAAACACAGAUACGAACCUUGGAAGAUGACAAGGCUUCAAUUAUUAAUGGCAAAAAAAAUCUACAACAAAAGCUAAAAGAAAUGGAGGAAAAACUGGGUGGGAUUCAGAAUCUUAACCAGAAGGUUGAGAAUGAGAGAAGCAAUUUCCAAUCCCAAAUUAUCGAGGUACAUUGUAAUCUAGAUCAUCUUUCUGAUAAAUUGCCUAGCAUACAGCAAGAUGAGGAGCCUGAGCCAAAUUCUUCAAUAAGCACGGUCCAGCACAAACUGCCAGAGGGACUUCCAAGUGUAAACCAAGGUGCAAGUGGAGCACAUACAGCGCUCAAACAGCCAGAGGAAGUUCCUGCUGUAAAGCAAGGUGCAAGUGAAGCAUAUACAGAGCUCAAACAGCCAGAGGGGCUUUCAGGUGUAAACCAAGGUGGAAAUGAAACACAUACAGAGCACAAACAACCUGACGAAAAGUUGAAAGCUUAUGAAGGUUCUGAUGACCCAAAGCAAAUGGGAUCAGAUGAAGCAUGCCAGACAACAGAUACGAGACAAAUUGAAGAACCAGACAUUGAAAUGAAAUCAUCAAAGCUGCUAUCCUCUAAAGAAGAGGAAUCACUGAAUUUCAAAGGUAAAUCUGAGAAAUCUGAUGCAAGUGGUAAGAACAGAAAUCAAGAGAACAUUAGUCCAACAACCAAGGUGGAUCCUCCAAAUUUGGGAAGCAGUUCUAAGAAACUUGAUGUUAAUGCCACCUCUAGAAGUCUAGUAGUAGUUGCUGAUACUCAGGAUAAAUCCCAGAGUUCAAGAGGUAGUUGCGAUAAAUUCGAUGCAGAUGUUGCUGCCAAAAGUGGGGAAGAAAUUGCUCAAACCUUGUCACUAAAUACUGGAGACAAUCCCGAGAAAAGUGAUGCUUAUGGUUCUGCCAGAAAUCCUGUAGAGAUUGUUCAAACUAAGGGUAAUUCACAGUACUCAGAGCGUGGUUGUGAGAAAGCAGAUGCGAAUGUCACUUCUAGAAGUCAUGUAGAAUUUGUUCAAACCCAGGAUACAUCACAAAGUUCAAAAGGUAGUCACGAGAAAUCUGAUGCAGACAAUACUGUCAAAAGUCGGGAAGCAAUUGUUCUAGGCUUGUUAGUGAACAUCGAAGAUAGUCCCGAGAAAAAUGGCAAUAAUGGUUCUGCUAGAAAUCCAGAAGUGGUUCAAACCAAGGCUAAUUCUCAGUAUUCAGAAGGUAGUGUGAAUGGUAGUCUGAUGAGUCAAGUUGAAGAAAUUAACAAACAGGCAAAAAAUCCAGGACAUCCUUCAGAGAAAACAGAGGUUGUGAUGAAAGAGCAAAACAAAAAAGAGAAGACUUGUGCAGAGGCAAUUGGCGCAGAACAAGAACAGAAAGCAGUGGAUAAAGUAGAAGAGCCAAAUUGGCAGCAAUUGUUCUUGAGUGGAAUAGAAGACAGGGAAAAAGUCCUCUUAACUGAGUACACUACAACCCUUCGAAAUUUCAAGGAUGCCAAGAAGAAGCUUAAUGAAAUGGAUGAAAAAAAUCGUGACCACCACCUUCAAACAUCAAAGCAGCUAAAUGAAUUAAAAACUUCAAAUGCAUUGAAGGAUCAAGAAAUCAGAUCCUUGCGCCACAAAUUGAAUCUUAUGCAGAAAUGUUUCUAUGAAAGCAAGGAAUCAAUGGAUCUAAGCACACAAAUGUUAGAUUUAAGUGCUUCAGACCACCAGAAAACCUCAAGCACAUCAGAGGAUCAAUAUGUUGAACCCCAGAUAACAAUGGAUGAUUCAGCUCAGGCUGAAACACUGUCUCGUCAAAUCUCCUAUGAUUCAGGGUUCGACAUCGGUAAGCUUCUAGUUCAACAACCUACCACUAUAUCAGAGAUCGAGGAAAGACUCCGGAUGAAAAUUGACGAACUUUUGGAGGAGAACUUAGACUUCUGGUUGAAAUUCAGCACUUCCUUCCAUCAAAUACAGAAAUUUGAAACUGGGAUCCAGGAUCUCAAAUCAGAAGUAACAAAACUUCAAGAAAAAGGAAAGAAGCUGGAUGAGAGUGGCAAUGGAAACAUUGAAAGAGGAGCUGCAGAACAGAUUUUCAUCACUCUGCAACAUCCAAGAAGAAAUAACAGCCGGAUUGAAGGCGAGCGCCGAGGAUGA
This is a messenger RNA of Benincasa hispida (wax gourd), 3201 nucleotides long. Lineage: Eukaryota; Viridiplantae; Streptophyta; Magnoliopsida; Cucurbitales; Cucurbitaceae. The record is from RefSeq and is a predicted model, not a curated record.